Molecule: messenger RNA, 276 nt
Organism: Magallana angulata
Lineage: Eukaryota; Metazoa; Mollusca; Bivalvia; Ostreida; Ostreidae
Exons: 2
Coding region: 1-276 (91 amino acids)
Source: RefSeq, a predicted model, not a curated record
AUGGGCGUUGCGGCUCUCGCCCUGGUAGUGUUGCUGGUCCUGGGUUGCGCACUGCGCGCACUCCUGAGACACUUUGGGGUGCAGUCUCGCACCCCAGUGAGAAGGCGUCCGAUGACAAAACGGGAUGAUCUUUGCCAACUGAAGGAGGGGUCCCGGUUCUGUCAGAAAUCCAGCAGCGGCGAAGGGGGCCUGAAGAUGGAAGAGGUUGAAAUUCACGAAACGGGUACCCCGGAGGAGACGGAAGAAAACACGCGCUCCAAGACCCAGACAUCGUAA